Triticum turgidum subsp. durum (durum wheat) is the source of this 417-nucleotide messenger RNA. NCBI's taxonomy places the organism in Eukaryota, Viridiplantae, Streptophyta, Magnoliopsida, Poales, Poaceae. The record is from the annotation of a GenBank genome assembly.
AUGCACACCAUGGAGUUCUCUGAUGUCGACCUCCCGCCUGACCAUCGAGGGAUGGGUCGAUCUGUCAUUGUCGAGGCAUCGGAGGGAAAGCUUGGCAUGCUCACUAAAUUGUAUGAUCAGGACACUGAAAAUGACCCAUUCUGGCUCACGUAUUCUGUUCUACGAAAUAAUCAAUGGCACUGGGAGAAGGACAUCCCGAUGCCGGUAAAGCGUGCAAUUCUGGUUGGUGUAGCUGGGGGAUACUUGCUUUUAGACGUGUUGUACACCACGCCUUCACAAGAGGAUCUGAAGUUUGGAUACUUCUCGGUGGACUUGAAGACAUUGCAAGUCGAGUUGUUCGCUAGGCUUAGCAAAGCGAUCUCAGCUGGUCAUCUAUAUGCUGGUUUCCCACCAUCCCUGUCUCCACCAACUAUCUGA